GUCUCCGGGCGGGCGGACUGCUCGUGCCCUGGGCUCGGACCCCCUCCCUGCGCGGCCCCCGGGCCCGGCGGGCUCCGAGGGAGCGCGAGCGGCCGCGGCUGCCCCUGCCCCUGCCCCUGCUGCCGCCGCUGCCCUCCGGGGGGUGGCCCGGCCCGCGCAGUCCAUGCGAUUCGGGAUUAAAGUUUGCGCUCGGCGCAGGAGUCCCCAAGAUGCCGUUCCACCCGGUCACCGCGGCGUUGAUGUACCGGGGCAUCUACACCGUGCCCAACAUCCUGUCCGAGCAGCGGCCCGUGGAGAUCCCCGAGGACGAGCUGGAGGAGAUCCGUGAGGCCUUCAAAGUGUUUGACAGAGACGGGAAUGGCUUCAUCUCCAAGCAGGAGCUGGGCACUGCCAUGCGCUCCCUGGGCUACAUGCCCAACGAGGUGGAGCUGGAGGUCAUCAUCCAGCGGCUGGACAUGGACGGCGACGGCCAAGUGGACUUCGAAGAGUUUGUGACCUUACUGGGGCCCAAGCUGUCCACCUCGGGGAUCCCUGAGAAGUUCCACGGGACCGACUUUGACACUGUGUUCUGGAAGUGCGACAUGCAGAAGCUGACCGUGGAUGAGCUGAAGCGGCUGCUCUACGACACCUUCUGCGAGCAUCUCUCCAUGAAGGACAUCGAAAACAUCAUCAUGACGGAGGAGGAGAGCCACCUGGGCACGCCCGAGGAGUGCCCCGUCGACGUGGAGACCUGCUCCAACCAGCAGAUCCGCCAGACGUGCGUCCGCAAGAGCCUCAUCUGCGCCUUCGCCAUUGCCUUCAUCAUCAGCGUCAUGCUGAUCGCGGCCAACCAGGUCCUGCGCAGCGGCAUGAAGUAGCUGACGGCGGGGGGCUGGGGAGGAUGGGCCGCCGGCCCCGCCCCGCCCCCCAUCGAGCCGCGGCCAGGGGCCCCGCCCCCCACCGAGCCGGCCGCGCCCGGGGCCCCGCCCCCCCGGGAGAAGCGCUGGGGGCUGCCCGGGGUCUCGGCCGGCGGAGCAUGAGGCCCCCGUGCAUGGCUGUGGUGCCCAGCGCAUGUCCGUGCAUGGGGGCCCUCCCCGGUGUAACUCCGAGUGACGCGACCCUGUGUGCCAUAGGAUAUACUCUCCAUACAAUAUAAUCCCUCUAUAUCUAUCUAUCUACGAUAAAAACACCAAAACCAUCGGUGAAGCAAUACAACCCCCUCCCCCCCCGUAACCCGUGGGCCCUGCAUGGACCAGGGAGGCGGGACAGAGGCAGCCCCCUGGCCCUGGGACAGAGAGCCGGCCCCUCCGUGGGACAGAGUGCCCACCCCUCCCAGGUCCGUCUGGGACCCGGGGGAGGGCGGAGAAGUGCACGGUGGGGGGCCGCCCGGAAGCCAGCCCCCUCCUCCUUCCACCAGGGCAGAGGGCGAGCCCUCGAGGCUGGGGGAUUCUGGGAGAGGACCCCGCGCCUGCACCCACCCCCUUCCCUGUCUGGUUCCCCGCCCCCCUCUUCCGUCCGUCUGUUUCCUGGUGUGAUUGCUGGUUCUCUAGCCUGUAUGUAGCAUCACCUUGUUCCUGUCUGUUUGGGGGUGUUCAAUCUCAAUAAAGAUGGAAUUUAUAUAUGGGUUCAGUAGCCCCAGAGAUAA
Messenger RNA from Antechinus flavipes (yellow-footed antechinus), 1624 nucleotides. It is a transcript of the gene CABP7, whose product is annotated as calcium binding protein 7. NCBI's taxonomy places the organism in Eukaryota, Metazoa, Chordata, Mammalia, Dasyuromorphia, Dasyuridae. The record is from RefSeq and is a predicted model, not a curated record. Bases 210 to 857 code for a protein of 215 amino acids. Gene Ontology annotation, molecular function: calcium ion binding. The transcript is spliced from 5 exons.